UUGAUGGAAAAUUAACAGGGCCAGCCGGCCAGGCACAAUGCAUCGUUCAUCUUCCACCUUGUCAAUCCGACAAAUUUAUUUUGUAUUAUAAUUUAAUAGUCAAUGUAGACUAGCGUUCCAGCUUUGCUUUCAACGACAGAAACCUCCUCUAAAAAUUGUUCCAACACCGAGAGGACCAUUGCUCAUUGCAAACAAGAACAAAAAAUCCUUCCUCGUCGAUCUCUAAUCACAAAAUCCAUUGAAAAUGGGGCAAAAGGACGAACCUGUCAUCGGAGUUCCUUACUACGCUGGGCAGAACCCGUACCAAGCCGGAGCUAUACCGCCAAACGCAAUCGUCGGCGAUCCAAGGGGGAUCCCGAUUCAACAGACUAUGUAUCGCGACACCCCUGCUCCUUUUAACUGCGUCCACUGUGGUAAUUCUGGCGUUACCGUCGUUAGAUCAAAGCCUAGUUUGGCAGCUGUUGUUGGUUGCAUGAUGCCUUUGAUGGUUGGAUUUUGCUUUCUUUGCCCUUCUAUGGACUGCCUCUGGCACAAGCAUCACUACUGCCCAAGCUGCAAAGAAAAGGUUGCCGACUUUGAGAAAUCAGAUCCUUGUGCAGUGAUGGAUCCUCCCCACUGGACACAGGAGAGCUUCGCAUUGCCUGCAUGAUAUGUUCGCUUGUUAUUUAUAUCUUGCCUGGCCGAAUUCUAUGUUCAACCUGUGUAUUCUUACUUUCAGCACCUCUUGUGUGCAGUGUUCUCCAUACAGUAAGUACAAUGCAUGUUUUUAAGUGACUGCUGCUGCAAGAAGCUAUUUUUUAA
Populus nigra (black poplar) is the source of this 801-nucleotide messenger RNA. Its product is annotated as GSH-induced LITAF domain protein-like. The coding region runs from base 245 to 649 and encodes 134 amino acids. Gene Ontology annotation, molecular function: zinc ion binding. Lineage: Eukaryota; Viridiplantae; Streptophyta; Magnoliopsida; Malpighiales; Salicaceae. The transcript is spliced from 3 exons. The record is from RefSeq and is a predicted model, not a curated record.